This is a messenger RNA of Cuscuta epithymum, 3517 nucleotides long. Lineage: Eukaryota; Viridiplantae; Streptophyta; Magnoliopsida; Solanales; Convolvulaceae. The record is from the annotation of a GenBank genome assembly.
GUCGGAACCAAUACUGAUCAUACACUUGCAUUAGUUUGAUUUCGGAUACAAGCGGAUAUUUGAGUCCAGAAUAUAUGAGCAGAUACUAAAAUAUGAAGAGACUACCUUAUUUUUAAACUUGAUUAGUAAAUAACUAAAUAUAUGGAAGGAAAUAUUUAUUUUAAAGUACAUUUGAUUAUUUUUUGAAAGAAUGACAAUUAUAAUACAUAAAAUCAAUGAAUUGAAUAAAAUGUCUAAUUUAAGUACUUCAUGUAGAAAGUCAUUUUGCGUGUUUCUCUCAUUGACAAGUACCACAAAUGAUAAAUAUUAAACAAAAACUCUUUCUAUGUGAUUUUAUUUCAUUAAAUCUAAAACAAAAUUUAUGUUUCUUUGUUUAACAUCAUUAUUUACUUUUGUAGAAAACUUUCAUUUCAAAUAAUGAUGAAAGUUCACGUGAAAGCUGAGGAAAUAUUUAUGGUGUGUAGUUCACUACAAAAUAACACUCCAUUAGCUAUGGACAUUUUCCAACCAAUUUUGCGGUAGGAAAUUUCCGACAAACUACCAACAGCCUUCCAACAGACGAAGUUGGGAAUUCGUUGCAACAUCGUAGGAAAAUUUGUAACUGCAUUACAUCAACCUUCCGUCGGAAUUUCGUUGGAAUGGAAUCGGAAGGCCGUUGGAAUGCCGUUGGAAGUCAGUGGGACGGAUUUGGCUUCUGGUACGAAUGCCAUUCGUUGGAAAUCUGUUGCAAGGUCGUUGGAAAGCCGUCGGAAAUCUGUUGGAUAGACGUUGGAGGGCCGUCGGGAUUCCGUUGGAAUUCCAUUGGAAGUAGAUAUUCCAGAAUCAAUUUAAAGCUAGACUAAACAUUGCUCUGCCUUUACAUUACAGUUCAACUUGGCUAGAUCGAGAAUACAUAUAUUUUCCUUCUAUGCUUCUCCCUAACUUACUAUAUAUUUUUAAUCUCACUUUCCAUUACAUAUUUUUAGUAUGUAUAGAGUAGAUAGAAGUUGGAUGUAUGAUAGAUACGAUCCAAAUACAAAAAAUGUUUCUACACAUUUCAUGAAUGGUGUUGAAUCUUUUGUUCAAUUCGCUAGUCUUCAACAAGAUUUUAGUGGCGGAGAAGAAAUUCGAUGUCCAUGUCGAAAGUGUGCCAACCGACGAUUUCAUGCUAUUGAGGAAGUGAAGGUUCAUCUUUAUAGACAUGGAUUUGUUGCUGAUUAUGAGACUUGGACUUCUCAUGGAGAAUUGUUACAAAGUUCCACAUUUGUGGAUUCACACACCCCACAUGAAUAUAAUGCUGAUAAUGUUCAUGGACCACAUUCGGGGAGCCAAGAUGAGACACCAUGGGGCGAAAGGAUGCUAGAAGACAUUAUUGGGGGCUAUGUGCCGCCAGACUCCAUAAACCAUGAUCAUAUUUAUGGAGAACAAAGUGGAGAAGAAUCACUUAAUGUAGAUGACGUAUCAUACUUGGCGGAUCAUUUUCAAAAUGUGUUACAAGCUGCAGAUCAGCCUUUAUAUGAAGGAUGUAAUGAAGGCUCCCAAUUGCAAUUUGUUUCUGAAGUAAUGAGUAUAAAAUCUGAUUUUAAUGCUUCACAAGAUGAAGUCAAUCGGUGGUUGGAAUUAUUUGGUCGAUACUUACCCCGUGACAAUACUGUCCCAAAAAAUUAUUAUGAGACAAAAAAACUUGUUUCUGAAUUAGGUCUUCCGGUGGUGAAGAUUGACGCUUGUCCUAAAGGGUGUAUGUUGUUCUGGAAAAAUGAUGAAAAUUUGGAAGUGUGUAGAUUUUGUGGUGAGAAUCGUUACACAUAUGCUUCGGAUCAGAAUUCCAGGACAAAAAGACAGAUGCGAACAGCUAUUUCUGUAUUACGUUAUCUACCUUUAACACCGAGGUUGCAAAGACUAUAUGCAUCACGUCAAACUGCUGAGUCCAUGAUAUGACAUUCUACUCAUGAGUCCACUGGAAAUUUGAUGGGUCAUGCUUCUGAUAGUGAGGCAUGGAAGCACAUUGACAAUAUAUAUCCUGACUUUGCCUCGGAUCCGCGUAAUGUUCGAUUGGGGUUGUGUUCAGAUGGAUUUGCUGCACACGGGCAGUAUGGCGCAUCAUAUUCAUGUUGGCCGGUUAUUCUAACGACGUACAAUCUUCCCCCUGGUAUGUGCAUGAAAUCCCCAUACAUGUUCUUAUCUCUCAUUAUUCCUGGUCCAAUGUGUCCUAAGAAAAAGAUUGAUGUUUAUCUGCAACCUCUAAUUGAUGAGUUAAAGCAUCUUUGGGAUGAGGGUUCCAUAACGUAUGAUGUGGCCAAAAAUGAAAUGUUUUCUAUGCGAGCCAUUUUAAUGUGGACCAUUAGUGACUUUCCUGCUUAUGGGAUGCUCUCAGGAUGGAGUACUGCUGGAGUUUUAGGAUGCCCUAUUUGUAUGGAAAAUAGCAAGGCAUUCCACCUUAAGUAUGGUGGAAAAGCCUGUUAUUUUGAUUGUCAUAGGCAAUUCCUUCCACGCAAUCACUCAUAUCGUAGAGAUGUAAGUUCUUUCACAAAAGGAAGAAAGGAAACUAAUCGUCCACCCGUUAGAUUAUCAGGGGAACAAAUCUAUGAUCGCGUCGCGGCGAUAGAUACAGCAGUUGAUGACCCCAAUGAAUUACCUGAAGGUUAUGGCUCAGAUCACAAAUGGACAAAAAAAAGUAUUUUUUGGGAUCUUCCUUAUUGGAAAAUUUUACUGGUUAGGCACAAUUUGGAUGUCAUGCACAUAGAGAAGAAUGUAUUUGACAAUUUGUUUUAUACACUCUUGAAUGACAAAGAAAGGACGAAAGAUAACUUGAAGGCACGAAAAGAUGUUGGAAUUUACUGUGAUCGGCCUAGCAUAGGUGUGACCUCUGAUUUUGUUGAUAAAAUUAAUAAGGCUAUAUACACAGUCACAACUGCACAGAAAAAAGUGAUUAUGGACUGGAUUGCUUCUAUCAGAUUCCCAGACGGAUACACAUCUAACUUUCGUAGAUGUAUUAGUGCAGACAGUUUGAGAGUUGUUCAUAUGAAAAGUCACGAUUGUCAUGUUUUUAUGCAAAGACUUAUCACAAUAGCGUUUCGUGAAAUGGUCCCAAAAAAUGUGUGGCAGUUAAUUGCUGAGCUAAGCCAAGUGUUUCAAACGUUGUGCACACGCGUGGUAGAUGUAGAAUUGCUUAGACAGUUAGAGAAGUCUGUUAUUCUUCUGCUAUGCAACAUGGAGAAAAUAUUUCCACCGGGUUUUUUCACUGCUUCCGUACAUUUAAUCGUUCACUUACCUUAUGAAGCAAGAGUGUGUGGAUCAGUGCAAUAUAGAUGGAUGUAUAUGUUUGAGAGGUUUCUUGGGCGCCUAAAAAAGAAAAUCACUAAUAAAGCGCACAUUGAAGCAUCCAUUUGUAGUGCGUACAUCGAUGAGGAGCUUUCAACUUUCGCAUCUUACUACUUUGAAUCAUCAAUACGUUCUAAACGUAUUAGGCCUUCUCGAAACGAUGUUGGUGCUUCAUCUUCAACAACUUCAAUGAGUUUCUCAAUUUUCAAUCAUCCCG